Tauraco erythrolophus (red-crested turaco) is the source of this 933-nucleotide messenger RNA. Lineage: Eukaryota; Metazoa; Chordata; Aves; Musophagiformes; Musophagidae. The record is from RefSeq and is a predicted model, not a curated record.
GGACACUCGAGAGCUGAAGGGCUUCCCCAGGUGUAUUACUUCGGACCGUGUGGAAAGUACAACGCCAUGGUACUAGAGCUGCUUGGUCCUAGCUUGGAGGAUUUGUUUGACCUCUGCGAUAGGACGUUCACUUUGAAGACGGUAUUAAUGAUAGCCAUCCAGCUGAUAUCUCGAAUGGAGUACGUGCAUUCCAAGAACCUCAUCUACCGAGACGUCAAGCCGGAAAACUUCCUUAUCGGCCGGCAAGGCAACAAGAAGGAGCACGUCAUCCACAUCAUAGACUUUGGAUUGGCGAAGGAGUACAUUGACCCGGAAACCAAAAAACACAUACCUUACAGGGAACACAAGAGCUUAACUGGAACGGCCAGAUACAUGUCCAUCAACACUCAUCUCGGCAAAGAGCAAAGUCGUCGAGACGACUUGGAAGCCCUCGGCCACAUGUUUAUGUAUUUCCUCCGAGGCAGUCUGCCCUGGCAAGGGCUGAAGGCUGACACCUUGAAAGAGAGGUAUCAGAAGAUUGGGGACACAAAGAGAAACACUCCGGUUGAAGUUCUCUGUGAGAACUUUCCAGAGGAGAUGGCCACGUACCUCCGUUACGUUCGGCGGUUAGACUUCUUCGAGAGACCGGACUACGAUUAUUUACGAACCAUCUUCACAGAGCUGUUCGAGAAGAAAGGCUACACCUUUGACUACGCCUACGACUGGGUCGGCAGGCCAAUCCCUACUCCAGUGGGAUCUGUUCACGUGGAUUCCGGGACGUCUGCAGUAACAAGAGACAGCCACGUCCAUCGGGAUCGGCCGUCGCAACAGGCCCUUCGCAAUCAGGCGUCAUCGGAUCGCCGAGGGGAGUGGGAGAUCCAGCCAAGCCGGCAGACGAAUACCUCGUACCUGACAUCUCACCUGGCUGCAGAUCGGCACGGAGGAUCAGUACAG